This is a messenger RNA of Vitis riparia (riverbank grape), 3500 nucleotides long. RefSeq names its product WRKY transcription factor SUSIBA2-like. The transcript is spliced from 9 exons. The record is from RefSeq and is a predicted model, not a curated record. The coding region runs from base 178 to 2322 and encodes 714 amino acids. Lineage: Eukaryota; Viridiplantae; Streptophyta; Magnoliopsida; Vitales; Vitaceae. Gene Ontology annotation, molecular function: sequence-specific DNA binding; DNA-binding transcription factor activity. Gene Ontology annotation, biological process: regulation of DNA-templated transcription.
UGAUGGUAGGAAACAACGUCAAAGGGCGUCGUUUCCCACCAAUCUAUCAGUUUCAGCUCCACCCUCGAAACGUAAGCUUCAGAAAUCUGGGGUUCUACCCAGUAUCAGAAAUCUGGGGUUCUACCCAGUAUGGCGGCUGCUGCUACCUCCAUGGAAGUCUGAGUCGUUUUUUCCUCCAUGGAUGGCAUGGAUUCGAGCUCUAAAGGUGGCGUUGAGGAGAUGGAACCCUUGGAUUCGACUAGAAUAAAUGGCGGGAGCAUUGCGGAGAGGAGAGCCGCCAAGUUUGGCUUUGAUGCUUCCAUAAUCAAAACGCCGCGUUUCAGGUGUUGCAGACUCUUGGCGUCGCCGGCGGCUCGGUCGCCGCCCCUCAUUAUACCUCCGGGCAUCAGUCCCACCGUCUUGCUCGAUUCUCCGAUCAUGCUCCCCAACACUCAGGCACAACUGUCUCCUACAACUGGAACUUUUCAAGUGCCUUCUCUCAUUCAUGAAGGUUCAGUAAAUUCAGUGGCUCCUACUGUAGAUGGUGAUCAGGCCAAUAACUUCAGUGCCUCCGGCAAGUUCAAAUCACAUGCAAAUCCCAUCUCUUUGCCAUGCUUUUCUAGUAUAGAAAUUCAGGUUUCUUCCCCUUCCGAUCUUGCUCAAAGUUUUGGGGCUGAAGUUCACUAUCAAACUUGUGCUCCAACACGUUCACCAAUGGGUUUCGAAUUUGCCACAGAAUUCUCUACAGAAGCUUCUGCUAAAAACUAUGUGUGUGAUUCUGCCACUGAUGUAAAAGUUUCAAACACUAUGAUUUCUGAUAUACCUAGUGAUCACAUGUCUCAGCACAAGGAUCCUAUCCACAGUGAGAAUGUAGGGAUGCAUCACAUUCCAGAAGAACAGAAAGGCACAUACCCUUCCAUGGGAAUGGGAAGAACUUCAGAAGAUGGAUACAAUUGGAGAAAAUAUGGGCAAAAAAGUAUGAAAGGUAGUGAAUAUACAAGGAGCUAUUAUAAAUGUACUCAUCUAGAUUGUCCGAUGAGAAAAAAGGUACAACAAUCACAUGAUGGUCAAAUAACAGAAAUUAUCUAUAAGGGUGGUCAUAACCACCCAAAACCACUGCCUAGUCGUCGAUCAGCUCUUGGAUCCACACUUCCAUUUAAUGAGAUGUCAGGUUUGGGGGAAGGUGGUGGAUCUAGUGUCAGAGUUGAAGGUGGCUCAAUUUGGAGAAACGUUCAACCAGGAUCUAAGAAUGAUAGAGCUGGUUCUGAUUGGAGGGCCAAUGGUUUGGAGAGGACAUCCUCAACAUCUGCUGUAAGUGCGCUCUCCAACUCCUUAUCAAACACAGGAGGAAUAUCCAUGGGUAUAUUUGAAUCAGCAGGAACCCCAGAUCUUUCCUUAACAGUUGCUAGUCAAGAUGAUGGUGAAGAUGGGGCUACUCAAGGAAGCAUAUCACUUGGAGAUGAUGCUGAUGAUGAAGGUUCUCAGUCAAAAAAAAGGAAGAAAGAGAAUUGUAUGACUGAAAAAAAUUUGGCAUCCAGGACUGUACGUGAACCAAGGGUUGUUGUCCAAGUAGAGUGUGAAUCGGACGUCCUUAAUGAUGGAUAUCGCUGGCGAAAGUAUGGACAAAAAGUCGUCAAAGGCAAUCUGAAUCCUAGGAAUUACUACAAGUGCACAAGCACUGGAUGCUCAGUGAGGAGGCAUGUGGAAAGAGCUUCCAACAAUCAGAAAUCCAUAAUUGCGACAUAUGAAGGAAAACACAAUCAUGAAGUGCCUGCAGCCAGAAACAGCAGUCAUGUGAAUUCAAGUGGUGGAAAUUUGCCUUCAGCUGCUCCUGGUGCUCAAUCAGCACUGGCUUUGCACAGGAAUGCUAAUGUCCCAAGGCCAGAAGCACUACUUCAAGAUCUUGUCCCCCGCUUUGACAUAAAACCUGAAUUCAGCAAUCAGUAUAUAAGGCACAGUUUGCUUGGGAACUUUGCUAAUGAUAUGAAAUUUGGUCCUUCCUCCCUUUAUUCAAUGCAGUUCCCUCCCCUGCAAAAUACCAUGCUUUAUGCUCCUUUUGGACUGGAUUCUAAUAAUGCUGAUCCCCACCAACCUGGUUCAGUUGCUCCAGUAGCCCCAGAUUUCCCAAUUUCAUUGCCAUUGAAUCUCCCCCCACCUGCAAAUCUGGGUCUGCCUGGCUUUGACUUCAACAGUCAUGGAAACCCGAUUGGUCAAGUUCAGCCAUAUUUCGUGGGGCAGCAGCUUCAGGAGAAUGAUAUGAGGUUCUUCCAUCCUAAAGAGGAGCAGAAGGAUGACAUUGGUGAUGCAAAUACAUCAUGUUCAUCAUCAACAAUAUAUCACUAGAUCAUGGGAAAUUUUCCACCUUAAAAUUCUUUUCUUUUGCAUCUAAGUCAUAAUGGGAGCAAACUCUGCUACUCUGCAAUUUGGUUCUUUUAUGAUCAAUUGGUAUCUUUUUCUCUUCUUUUCCCUUGUUUGCUUGUUCUUUUCAAAUUUAAAGCAUUUUAAGAAUUUCCCACACACUGCACACUGGCAUCUGUAACAAACUAGACUUUCCUAGUUCUCACAUUUAUCAGAUAGUUCUUUCUUUCAUAGACAUUGGUAGCUUAAAAUGGUAGCAGAGCUCUUGUUGGUUAACUAAAGAUUUCAAGGCCAAGCCUUGUCUACAGCUACUGCUUAUUCUCGAUAUGCAUAAGUUCAUGGCUGAUAUAUUGUAGGCUCAUUAUCCAAAUAGCUCAAGCUUUUAUGCAAGUUGGUAGCUUAACAAACUCUAAUUAGCAUUUGAUUCUGUUUUAGAGGUAUGAAUGCUGCUGAACUCUGAGUUUUCUGAUUUUGAAUGUCUGAAACUACUAAUUUCUUCUGUGAUGCUCUGUACCGCUCUGCAGGGUCACCCUUCUGUGUUGGUCUUCAACCAUGAGCAGCUUGCAUUCUUAUAGUAGCAGAAUGGCAAGAAAAAAGCGCUUAGGAUCCGUCUCCUGUGUUGGCCUUCAACAUGAGCAGCUUGCAUUCUUAUAGUUGUAGAAUGGCAAGAAAAGAGAACCCCUCUAAGUCAGCCUACUUGAGAUUUCAACAAGGUGCAAAAAAAAUUUGUGAUGUGCAGUGCUUAGGAUCCCUCUCUUCUGUGUUGGCCUUCAACCAUGGGCAGCUUGCAUUCUUAUAGUUUCAGAAUGGCAAGAAAAAAGGACCCUUCUAAGUCAGCCUACUCUAGACUUCAACCAUGAGCAACUUGCAUUCUGAUAGUUGCAGAAUGGAAAGAAAAAAGGACCCUCUAACUCAGUCUACUCGAGAUUUCAACAAGUUGCAAAAAUUUCUGUGAUAUGCGGUGCUUAAGACCCCUCUAAGCCAGCCUACUCGAGAUUUCAACGAGGUGCAAGCAGUAUCCAGAAUGAGAACCAGCUUAAGAAUGGAGGAGUGCAUUUUCAGUUCUCUUCAGUUUUUUUAGCUGCAUUCAUGUUGGAGAUUUUGAAUUCAUAUUCACUACUUUUGGUAUCAUAAAUUAUAUUUAUAUUCUUCUUUCUUAUACA